Rosa rugosa (rugosa rose) is the source of this 924-nucleotide messenger RNA. RefSeq lists its product as uncharacterized. Bases 1 to 924 code for a protein of 307 amino acids. NCBI's taxonomy places the organism in Eukaryota, Viridiplantae, Streptophyta, Magnoliopsida, Rosales, Rosaceae. The transcript has 3 exons. The record is from RefSeq and is a predicted model, not a curated record.
AUGAAAGAACAUCUUCGGCGUAUAAAAGAUGAUGAAAUUCAUAGUCAUUAUCUUGGACCUAAAAUACAAAAUGAAUUGAUAGAUCUCCUGGCUUCUGAAAUUAAAAAUGAAAUCCUAAGAAUAGUAAAAGAGGCAAAGUAUUUUUCUAUCAUUCUUGAUUGUACUCCUGACAUUAGUAAAAGAGAACAAAUGACUUUGAUUUUGAGAUGUGUGAAUAUAUCAAAAACUCCAGCAAAAUUAGAAGAAUAUUUCUUAGAGUUUUUAAGAGUAGAUGACACCACUGGAAAAGGACUUUUUGAUGAACUUAUAAGCAUUAUAGCCAAACUAGAACUUGAUAUUAAUGAUGCUAAAGGGCAGGGGUAUGAUAAUGGUUCUAACUUGAAGGGAAAACAUCAAGGUGUCCAGAAAAGCAUUGGCUACAACACGGUGGGAAGUCAGGUAGAAAGUGUCAAGGCUAUUAGAUAUCAAGCUCCACAAAUUAGAGCUGCUUUACAACAAUUAGCAAAUGUAGAUGACUUAGAUGGUGCACAAAAAUGUGAAGCUGAAAUGUUAGCAGACUAUGCUUUUGCAAACUUUGAAUUUUUAUUAGGCAUGAUUAUCUGGUAUGAUAUGCUAUAUGAUGUUGACUUGGUUAGUAAAAAGCUACAAUCUAAAGACAUGGAUAUUGGUGAUGCUAUUAAAUUGUUAGAAGGCUUGGUUUCUUUUUUUAUAAAGUAUAGAGAAUAUGGAUUUACAUCUGCUAUGAUUUCAGCUAGAGAGAUUGCACUUGAAAUGGAAAUAGAACCUAUAUUUUGUGAAAAACGUAGGACUUGUAGAAAAAAGCAGUUUGAUGAGAAUGCAAAUGAUGAACCAACAUUAUCUGUUGAAGAUACUUUUAGGACUGAAUGGUUCAGAGCUGCAUUUGGAAUUAAGAUUGUUAACUGA